AUGGUGCAAGUAACACAAACCGAGGAAGAUAUCAAAAUAAUCAUCGAAUUAAAUCGCCUGAUUACGCGCAAACCGGAUGUUGUACUCCUACCGCAAUAUAUAAAAUUCAAUAAUCCGCCAAUAUUCUUCGAACGCCAUCUCGUCCACGAGAUCGACGAGUUGUCCAGUUUUUGCCGCAUUUUCAAGAAUGAAGCGCGUAUUGUGCUCGUCAAGAAGCAUAAGGGCAUCUGGCCGGAAGUAUUUCAGAAGCUUUCAAAGGACGAAUUAAAGCAAAAGCGUUUAGAGAUUGCCGAGCUAAUAGUGGAGCGUAAUAAAGAGCGUGAUAAGGUGGCAGUUGAGCGGUUUGAGCAAAAACGACGUUGCGAAAUCGACAAGGAGGUGAAACGUGAAACGGCGAUGAGAGAGCGGGUCAAACAAUUUCAGGAGAAUGCGCGUCGCGAAGCGCUGAUGGUAGGUGUUCGCAAGGAGACACACGCGAAGCCACCGGCAACACCUCAAAUUUCAACGCCAACGGCGACAAUAAACCACACGAAUGUGACAGGGCAACGUAUUGGCACACCGGUGGUACGGCCUUGGGCCGGCAUGAGGAGUGGAGGUAAAAUAAAUGUGAGCUUUUCGAAAUUCACUUGGAGUACACCGAAGCGAGAGUCACUGGAGGGUGUGCAGCGACAAUUUGGCGUACAAAACGAGAAUGAAAAUAAUAAUGGCAACAACAACCGAUGUGUGUCGAUGGAAAGUCAGGCGCCGAGCGAUUUAAAUGAUUUGAAUGCAACAGAUUAA
Molecule: messenger RNA, 780 nt
Organism: Rhagoletis pomonella (apple maggot)
Lineage: Eukaryota; Metazoa; Arthropoda; Insecta; Diptera; Tephritidae
Gene: Dnaaf4
Exons: 2
Coding region: 1-780 (259 amino acids)
Biological process (GO): inner dynein arm assembly; outer dynein arm assembly; cilium movement
Source: RefSeq, a predicted model, not a curated record